This is a messenger RNA of Paracoccidioides brasiliensis Pb18, 237 nucleotides long. RefSeq lists its product as uncharacterized. The record is from RefSeq and is a predicted model, not a curated record. The transcript has a single exon. Bases 1 to 237 code for a protein of 78 amino acids.
AUGAACGGAUACCAGAUUACGGACAUAAACCAGAUCCAGGGGAUGGAUGCCCCGUCUGAACCUGUCUGGUUGCUAACAAGCCGUGGUGCAGAGCAGCGCUCCCAGCGAAGACGUGAAGGUGGAAGUCAGGAAAGCGAGGAGGAUGCGGGUGAAAAGAGAGUUGAGGGAGGAUGUGGUAGGAAUCACGGUGGUGCGUGGAUGAAGGCGGUGUCAUUGGGUGGCCCAGUCCAGGCUUAG